UAUUUAGUAGUUUGGAGCUAGUAGCGGUUUCGUUAUCAUUCGAAAUAGGUUCAAAAUUAUUUCUUCUUUCGUAGUAGGCCUGUUUAUCGGUUUCAUUAAUCAAGGGUUGGCUAUCUCUGUUCCGCAGUGGUCUCUUUCCAAAAGCCGUUAUUUCCGAUAAAGUAUUACAGUCUGUUUCAAUUUCUUUUUCGUUACCAGUAGUUUCAUUUGAGCAAUCCGACUGUUCACAAUGCUUUUUGAUGCGCGUACGUUUUCGAUUUCUUAUACGCGAACAUCGGUAACUCGCGUGUGAUGUGUGAUUGUUGUUCUUUUCAUGAAAAAUGUAUUCUCUUUCCCGUACUCUAUUUGGAGUAUUUUCUUUAAAACGAAAACUAACAGAGAGCAGAUUUUUAUUUUAUUUAAACAAAAGGAUGUGCAGGCUGCUUGAGUCAAGCUCCACUCAACAUGUCUCGAACACAAAAAAACUACAAAUACACUUUUUUGGGGCUUAGGAGUUUGAAAUUUACAGAACACCCAGCUGGAGAGGAGGUGAUGGAUGGGGAAAGUGGAGAGAAAACAGAAUGGAGGGGAAACAGUGUAGAAAAAAUCAAGCCGGAAGAAGUGACAUUGCAGAAAAAAGAAUUUCGUGAAAAUUGUAAUGUUGAACAACCAAUUAAACAAGAAAAUGUGGAGAAUGAAGAAAAGAGAGAAUAUGUCAGUGCAGUUGAGGAAGAGGAGACAAGAGCUGAAUCAGUAAGAGUGAAGGAAGAAAUUAAGGAUGAGGAGUUGAUCAUAAAGGAUGAAGAAGUUGACUAUGAAGAGGAGACAGAAGGUGAGGGAGAUGACAACAGUGCAAGGGCAAUUGAAGAGAAUGCUAUCAUUGGAGAAGAAGGGAAGUCACAUGAUCCAAUAGCAGAUGGAAAUCUUGAGACUUGCCAUGAAGAUGGUAUUAGAGUGAAAAUAGAACAUGAUGCAGAAUUUCAUGAAGAGUUGAUAAUAAAAAAUGAAGAGUUUGAUGAUAAGUGGGACUACAUAGAAAAUGGGGAGGAAGAUGGAGAAGUGGGAGAAGAAGAAGAAUAUGAUGAUGAUGAUGAUGAUGACGUUGUUGAUCCAGUGCUAGAAGAGCAAAUAGAUGUCUGCAGGGGUGUGAGGACUUAUAAAUGUUCAGUUUGUAAUAAAGCACUCUUUUCUGAAGAAGAUUUGAAUUUACAUGAGAGAAUCCACUCUGAUAAAAAACCCCAUAAAUGUUUGGUCUGCACUAAAACAUUAUCUUGCAAAUGGAGUUUGAAAAGACAUGAGAGAAUCCACUCCGGGGAAAAACCCUUUGAAUGUUCAAUUUGUAAUAAAAGGUUCAUUAUAAAGACUAACUUGAAUGCACAUGAGAGAAUCCACUCCGGGGAAAAACCCUUUGAAUGUUCAAUUUGUAAUAAAAGGUUCAUUACAAAGGCUAACUUGAAUGCACAUGAGAGAAUUCACUCCGGGGAAAACCCUUUGAAUGUUCAAUUUGUAAUAAAACGUACAUUACAAAGACUUACUUGAAUGCACAUGAGAGAAUCCACUCUGGGGAAAAACCCUUUGAAUGUUCAAUUUGUAAUAAAAGGUUCACUAUAAAG
This is a messenger RNA of Nilaparvata lugens (brown planthopper), 1592 nucleotides long. Its product is annotated as zinc finger protein 23. Gene Ontology annotation, cellular component: nucleus. Gene Ontology annotation, molecular function: RNA polymerase II cis-regulatory region sequence-specific DNA binding; DNA-binding transcription factor activity, RNA polymerase II-specific. Gene Ontology annotation, biological process: regulation of transcription by RNA polymerase II. The record is from RefSeq and is a predicted model, not a curated record. Bases 445 to 1518 code for a protein of 357 amino acids. Lineage: Eukaryota; Metazoa; Arthropoda; Insecta; Hemiptera; Delphacidae. The transcript has 3 exons.